This is a messenger RNA of Ophidiomyces ophidiicola, 1479 nucleotides long. RefSeq lists its product as uncharacterized. Gene Ontology annotation, biological process: transmembrane transport. The record is from RefSeq and is a predicted model, not a curated record. NCBI's taxonomy places the organism in Eukaryota, Fungi, Ascomycota, Eurotiomycetes, Onygenales, Onygenaceae. Bases 1 to 1479 code for a protein of 492 amino acids. Gene Ontology annotation, cellular component: membrane. Gene Ontology annotation, molecular function: transmembrane transporter activity. The transcript is spliced from 12 exons.
AUGGAGUCGAAGAAGACUUCAGAAGCUCAGACAGAGCUGAAGAUGGCCACAGAAGAGGUGGAACAGUCGCAGAUGAGCAAUUCAGGCAAAGACGCGGAAUCGGACCAGAUGGAUGACAAAGAGUUACAAAAACGACUUCGCAAAAUCUACUUGAAGGUCGAUUUACGGCUGAUCCCAAUUCUGGGAGCUCUCUAUGCUAUCAGUGGAAUUGACCGUAUCAAUCUAUCUUCCGCUCGUGUCGCGGGAAUGCACAAGGAUCUACGAUUCGACAUCGGCUCUCGGUACUCGAUUGUGCUGCUGGUCUUUUUCGUGACGUACUUUAUUUUCGAAAUUCCUAGCAAUAUUGCGCUGAGAAAGGUGGGCGCAGCUGUAUGGCUGUCGUUCCUUGCCAUGAGCUGGGGAAUUGUCAUCAUGUGUGCUGGCUUUGUGAAGUCAUGGGUGCCUCUGAUUGUAAUCAGACUGCUGUUGGGUCUAUUUGAAGCAGGUUUCUUUCCCGGUUGUAUGUACCUGAUCAGUUGCUGGUAUAGAAGAUACCAAGUGCAGCAACGAAUCGCGUGGUUUUACUGCAUCAAUGUCAUCGCCAACGGCUUCGGGUCGCUGCUGGCGUACGGGCUCUGGAAAAUGGAAGGCCUCGGCGGACUCCGAGGCUGGAGGUGGAUCUUCAUCAUGGAGGGCAUCAUCACCUGCGUGCUUGCCAUCCUGGGCUACAUCCUGAUCAUCGAUUUCCCGGACAAGGUGCUGCAGAAAAAGUCGUUUUUGACGGUCGAGGAGGUGGACCUGAUCAAGUCGCAGCUGGAGAAGGACCGAGGAGAUGCCGUGCACGACGAGUUCACGCUGAAGAAGGUGUUCAAGACGCUCGGCCGGUGGCAGCUCUGGAUCUACUCGCUUCUUUUCAUGUGCCUGGCCGUGGGCAUCUACGGCUACGCGUACUUCAUGAUCAUCAUCCUGCAAGGCAUGGGCUACUCGAUCGGGCGGGUGUUCCUGCUGUCGGCGCCGCCGGCCGUGGUCAGCGUGCCCUUCACGCUGAUCAUCUCGUACCUGGCAGAUCGCACCAAGAUGCGGGCGCCGUACGUGAUCUUCAACGCCGUCACGUGCACGAUCGGGUACGUCCUGGUGGCGUACCCGAAGCAGAACAGCGUGAGAUACUUUGGCUGUUUCCUGGGUCUGGCGGGCGCCAACGCGUCGCUGCCGGCCGUGCUCGCGUGGCAGGCCAACAACAUCCGCGGACAGAGCACGCGAGCGGUGGCAUCGGGCCUGCAAGUCGCGUUCGGAGCGGUGGGCGGCAUCUACGCGUCGCUGACGUUCAUGGAGAAGGAAGCGCCGCGGUACUUCAGCGGCCUGUGGGCGGGAAUUGCAUGCCAGCUGUUCAUGAUCGCGGCGAGCGUGGGGAUGACGGUGUACCACUACGUGCAGAACCGCAAGGCGGCGCGGGGGCAGAUUUUGAUCGAGGGGCUGGAGGGGUUCCGGUACACGUACUAG